ACAUGGCUUCUUAAUUGAUUUGAGGAAAGUCUUGGAGCACCUUAUGAAGGACAAUUAUAACUGGCCAUCUGUCAACCUGAUACUGGGUGAGGCUUUCUCAUCACUGCACUAUUGUCAGCUUUGAUAUAUAGUACCCUACCUCAACCAACUGCACAAUGAAUAUACUGUUAAUGAAUAUGAGUAAUAAACUCACUCAUCCUUCAUGCUUCUCUCACCCUUGCAGCUGCCAAUAUGUUUGCUAUUGCUACUCUUCUACUUGAGAGGUGUCUGGAUAAGGUGAGACAAGUCUACCCCUACUUUUCAAAUAGGAGAGGCUCAGCUAUG
Messenger RNA from Coregonus sp. 'balchen', 324 nucleotides. The record is from the annotation of a GenBank genome assembly. Lineage: Eukaryota; Metazoa; Chordata; Actinopteri; Salmoniformes; Salmonidae.